Molecule: messenger RNA, 894 nt
Organism: Saxophila tyrrhenica
Lineage: Eukaryota; Fungi; Ascomycota; Dothideomycetes; Mycosphaerellales; Extremaceae
Exons: 2
Coding region: 1-894 (297 amino acids)
Source: RefSeq, a predicted model, not a curated record
AUGGCACGGUUACGAGUCGGCUAUGUGCCCGAACACUUCUCCACCCCUCUCUCUUUCGCCUCCACCCACCACUCCCUCGACGCCGACCUCAUCCCGGAACCCCUCGGCACCGGCGCCCUAACCGCCCGCCUGAAAGCUCCCCACUCCGACUCCAACGCCAUUGACGUCGCCGUGGGCCUGACUGAAGGCUUCGUCGCUGACUUGGGCAGAGCUAAGCUCGCGGGCGAGGACACUGGGUACAAGCUCAGCGGAACCUACGUAUCAAGUCCGCUGUGUUGGGCGAUCGUUACCGGCGCGCAGCGAGCGGGGAUAAAUGGAGUGGAGGAUUUGAAGGGCAAAAGAGUAGGUGUCAGUAGGAUCGGAAGCGGGAGUUAUGUCAUGAGCUACGUCCUCGCGGACCAGCAUGGAUGGUUGGAGCAAGGCAAGGAACCAUUUGAGGUAGUAGUCGCGGGGGACUUUGCGUCGCUACGCAAGAGUGUGAGGGAGGAGGGAGCUACGCCGUCGGACUUCUUCAUGUGGGAGCACUUUACUACGCGAAAGUACUGGGAAGAAGGGGAGGUGAAGAGGAUAGGGGAGAUAUAUACGCCUUGGGCGAGCUGGAUGAUCGCUUCAAGGACAUCGGCGGAGAAGGAGGUGCCAGGGUUCUUGGAGGGCGUCAACAAGGGUGUGGAGAUGUUCAGGGGGAAGCCGGAGCAGGUAGUGAAGCAUAUUACGGGCACAAUGCAUUAUUCGGAGGCAGAUGCUAGGGAAUGGAUGAAAAGUGUCGAGUAUCCGGAUGAUGUAAGAGGGGUGGCGCAGGAGACAGUUGGGAACACUGUGAAUAUAUUAAGAAAGUCCGGCGUGCUGAAGGGCGAUGUUGGGAACGGACAGGCUAUGGUCCAUCAGGCCCGAUAA